AUGUCGUUGCGAUUCCGAGAUCAAACCCAGAAUCCCCCACGCCCUCGCUAUCCGCGCCUUAUGGAGUCCUGCGUCGGAGAUCACCAUCUUCCUCCCAUUCCAGAGGAACUCAAGCAAUAUAUACGAUCGGAGAUAGAUAUCAUUAUCCGUCCAAUUACUUCUAAAUUCCAGCAAAUUCAUCACCUCAAGGCCACUGAUAUUAACAUAAGCCAGUUAGUGAAUCGUGACCAGGUCCCAGCAGAGCUCUUGUCUACUGAGACCACAUGUCUCAGCCGCAGUCUCUCGCAAGUCGCGAGCCUCAAAGUGGAAGAGUUGGGCAUCGUAGGCAUCGAUGAGUGCGUAGAGUAG
This is a messenger RNA of Psilocybe cubensis, 348 nucleotides long. RefSeq lists its product as uncharacterized. Lineage: Eukaryota; Fungi; Basidiomycota; Agaricomycetes; Agaricales; Agrocybaceae. Bases 1 to 348 code for a protein of 115 amino acids. The record is from RefSeq and is a predicted model, not a curated record. The transcript is spliced from 3 exons.